ACAUCAGCCUCUGCAUUAAUUUGUAUAGAUUAACCUCCCUACCUACCGGCAUUCCCCACCCCACAUCUCUCAUCAUGCGUUUCACUCCCUUUGCCCUUGCCGUGGCUGCGGCCCAGGGUGCCAUGGCUGCCCCUUCGCGCGAGACCAAGCCCAUCUCACGUGGCUUCGGCUGCGGCGCCCCGGAGCCGGAUGCCGAGCACAUCCGGAUCUCGCAGAAGUUCGCCGCCGAGGAGGCCCAGUUCAGGGCGGCGGGCAACUUCAGCAUCCAGGCCACCGUCAACGUGGACGCCUACUUCCACGUCGUGUAUGCCUCGAGCCGUGACGACGUCUCCGACUCGGUCCUCCAAUCCCAACUCAACGUCCUCAACCAAGCCUACGCGCCCCACGGCUUCCAAUUCACCCUCCGCGGCACCACGCACACCUCCAACGCCGCCUGGGCCGACGACAACAACGGCUACGAGAUGACCAUGAAGCGCGCGCUGCGCAAGGGCGGCUACAGCGCGCUGAACGUCUACUUCCUGCCCGAGAUGGGCAGCAACCUGGGCUACUGCUACUUCCCGCAGGCCGGCGGCGGCACCUCGGGCUCCUCCACCCAGAUCCGCGACGGCUGCACCGUGCUGAGCAGCUCCGUCCCCGGUGGGAGUACGGCUAACUACAACCUCGGCCAGACCACCACCCAUGAGGUCGGCCACUGGUUUGGUUUGUACCAUACCUUCCAGGGCGGCUGCUACGGGGCUGGUGACUCGGUGUCGGAUACCCCGGCCCAGGCGAGCGCUAGCAGUGGGUGCCCGAUCGGCAGGGACUCGUGCCCGAGCCAGGCGGGCGUGGAUCCCAUUCAUAACUACAUGGAUUACACUUAUGAUUCGUGCUACGAGGAGUUCACCGCCGGACAGCAGGCUCGCAUGGCCAGCUUCUGGAGCAACUACCGCGCCGGCAACUAAGGGGUUGAUAGUGGGGGGUUGAUCAGAAGGGACUGGUUGGGAGGGUUGGGUGAGUGUGUUGGGUUCUCUGGCGCUGAGGUGGGCGGAUGUUGUGUGAGUUGACUGGAGUUGCGGGCGGAGCAUGGUGAGCGUGUUAGUGAAGUUUAAAUUUCGUGAGUAAAUACUUUGGUUAGUAAGGUAUAUAGUUUUGUCAACGACGUUAUGAGGUUUUCCUCCCUGA
This is a messenger RNA of Chaetomium fimeti, 1161 nucleotides long. RefSeq names its product metalloprotease. The record is from RefSeq and is a predicted model, not a curated record. NCBI's taxonomy places the organism in Eukaryota, Fungi, Ascomycota, Sordariomycetes, Sordariales, Chaetomiaceae. Gene Ontology annotation, molecular function: metallopeptidase activity. The transcript has 3 exons. Bases 75 to 941 code for a protein of 288 amino acids.